Molecule: messenger RNA, 6124 nt
Organism: Mercenaria mercenaria
Lineage: Eukaryota; Metazoa; Mollusca; Bivalvia; Venerida; Veneridae
Exons: 3
Coding region: 535-1329 (264 amino acids)
Source: RefSeq, a predicted model, not a curated record
AAUAUACUGUGAUUUAUACUUUUCAGAUACCGUAUGUUACCUAAGGAACACAGAUGUUGAGCUGCGAUAUGAAUACAUUAAAUGGAAAGGGAAUCAAUUAUAGGAAAAAUACAAUAUAUACCAUCAUAUGUUUGAAGACGGGCAUCUAAGUUCAAAAAACUGUUCAAAGAGACUUAAAACAUUGGGCGGAAAAGUAAAGAAGAAACAAAAGACGUGUGUUAAAACAAUGUAAUGAAUGUCUGCAGGAAUUGUACAGUGUCGUAAGCAAAAUAAAAUGUACACAAAAUAAUAAUUGGAUAUAUCAUAAUUUUAUUACAUCUACGUUAUAUUAAUUAAAAAAUGAUUAUUUUUACUAUAAUUAUAUAUUUAAACUUUUUCAUAAAUAAACUCGAAACUUGUUCUGGAAUAGUAUAGAGACACAAAGUUCACGUAACGGCCGAAAAGUAUUGUACAAAUACAAAGUGCACGUGUCCUGAGGGGAACAUUAUAGGAAGAGACUGGCGAAGUUAGGGACAUAUUUACCAUACGAACACAAUGAACAUGAAGACAAAAACAUUCCAGUCACCUCUUAUAGCAUUACUGUGUUUUUAUCUUAUCCUAAUUCUAAACUGCGUUACACUUUUCAUUCAAUCGUGGUACACUCUAAAAAUAGACAUCAAUAAAUGUUCAAACUGUGGUAGGAUUAUUGUUGCCAUGGGAACAUUAUUGGAGCAAGCUGUUGGUGCAUUCGAAGACAAUACAGAGGUUAAGGACGUUUCUAUGGAAACUAAUUUAGUGUAUGGCAUGGAUGAAGGAAUUUACAGAAAGAGUAAUGAAUACGAUACUAUCUUUAAGAUUGAAAAUCAAAUAAAUAUGUACGUUGGACUUUGGAAAACGUCUUUAUGCACAGAGGACGAUGUUUAUUGCGUAGACCUUGACACUGACAUUUCCCCGAGUGUUUUUGCUCCUCUGCCAUUGCUGUUUGAAAUUCAAGAAAAUAUCAUAGGGUCACGGCAGUUCUUUCUUCUAUCAACAGUUAUUGUGGUGUUAACGAUAAUAUUUGCGACAAUUAACUUCAAAGUGUCAAAAUCAGCUGUUUCUAUGAUCAUGACAUUAGGCGGAUUAGCGGCUGCUUUUGUGUCUUUGGUUGGCGUAGUUAUAGUCUCAUUAAAGCUGUUCGGCACACUUGGCAUGUCUGAUAUUGUAACUUUCCGUGUUCCAUUGAUGCUAAUAUUGUCAUUACUGAGUGACUAUGCGAUAUUGGCGGCAGUGUUUUCAGUAUGGAGAACAUGGGAGACAGGCAAAAGUUCAGUUCAAGACUGGUUUGAAAGGAGUAUUCGUUUUGUUUGAAUUUGCUGAUUUUAUGCCUUGUAUCUCUGUAAAAUGUUCAGUGAAGGAUUAGAAGAUGGUAACUUGAACAUAGUUUUGAACGGGAUUGUGUGAAAAGAAAUAAGAAAAUAAAAUUAAGCGAGUUUAUAGAUCUACUAAAAGGAUAACACGGCUCAACAGGAAUGGGACAUUGCUUUUAUCGCUCAAUUACUAGACAAAACGGACACGGGUAAUAUAUAACCGGUUUGUGAAUACAAAAAAACAUGUGACGUGUAUGACCAUGAAAGUACACAAAAGAGGAAAGAACGGAUACGUCAUGUCUAUAUGAAUCUGCAUGGGAUCAUUAACAAGAAAUGUUUUCAAAAAAGACAAAUGGCGCAGUUACAUUAAAGACAUUACUUUGGUAUAUUCAAAAAACGAACUGGUACUUAUAUAUGCUUUUCUUGCCCGCGCUGUGCAUGCGUGCUUAAAACUGUGAUAUUUACUGUUAGGAUUUAACUUGGAGUAUUUUAGACCCACUUCUUCAGUUGUGUCUUUACAAUAAAUCUUUGAUUUUCUAUGCAGUUGAAUAGUCACAACGCAAUACUCUGGUGCGCUUUAAUGUUAAUUUAGCAGACGAGCCUCAUAUUGUCAACGUUUUAUGACAGGUCAUGAGGUUUUCGUAUUUCGACCUAGGCCUAGUAAUUUUGUGAUUUUGCUUCUCUGCUUCGCUCUAUCGUUUCGACAAUAUAUGUAUUGAGAUAUAAUUUAAGCAUUAUUUUCGCGGAUCAGUUAAGGCAGAAUUCCAACAAUAAAUGAGCAACACCCACCUUUAAUCUCCUGUAUCAGUUGUAAAUGUGUUAAUUCAGAACUUUAAAAAAGAAGAAAGAAACAGCUUGCAUGUGAACCAAACAAUAUUUUACAUAUGAAAAUAUGAACCUGAAAUCCCGGAGAAUCCUACGUUUCGACUGAUCGGCACAGACAUAUGUGAAUUUUUACCGGCUUUCCCGCGCGUUUUUUCCAUAGACGAUAAGACGAGUUUUCAUUGGUCCAGGGAGACAUGCUUAAUUUGCAUAUACAUGUUCAGGGAAAACAAACGGCGGCGCCGAAUAACAACGAAAAAGAUUGCAUAUUGCCAGGGAAUAAAAUGAAUUGUAUGAAUUAAAAUGAAAAUAAACAGUUUAAAAGGGGGAGACGCUGACAAUAUGCCUUUGAAGUAAAGUUGUCAGUUCCAAGCACGUCAACGGUACCUAUAUGAUUUCCUAUGUGGUAUCACACUUAAUAAUCUUCUUCUUGGAGACGAGCAUCUUUCAUACGAAAACAACAAACUAAUCUCCCUAUGUGUCUAGAGCUACAUAGCGGCAACUAAGAGAUUUGACACAUGACGGGGACAUUUUUGGUGACAUUCUGUACUCCUUUUAUUCCUUGCGUGACAUCAUAACCCAUAGCAAAUCACAAUUUGUUUCUUUUUUUAUUUCAUAUUCAUCUCAGUUCUUAGUCUAACCUAGUACGAUUACAUACUUAACACACUUGAAUAACAAUGAUUAAGUUACCAAGUUAUCAUAAUUACUUUUACGGCAAAAUGUAAACGUAAUGUAAAAGUUUCGAUUAUAACUACUCUCACUUAUUUACAUUUACGUUCCGGUCGAAUAAGUGCAAUGAUAAUUAUAUUAGGCCAACUCCAUCAUGGAAAGGAAUUAAUAUAAGCACUUACUUGCAGCAUUUCAUAAAUAUAUAUUGCACAAAUGUAUCUUGCAACUAUGUUACUUGAUCGAAUGAAAUAAAAAUAUGUUUAAACAAAAGAAAAGAAUGGGAGGCAUGGGUUAUAAUUAUACACUAAAAUACAACAUACUCUAAGAAAGACGUUACAUAACUACUAAUAGCUUUAUAUCAGACAGAAGAGAUGCUACUAAAAUGUACUUAAGGAAUAAACAUUAACUGUAAAUACAUUUUUCAAUUGUUUUGAAAUAAACAAAUCUAAGUGAUCACAUUCUCAAACAUAUAUUUCCUUUCCUAAGUGCUAUUCGUAAAAUCAUAAAAUAUGCGUACACAACAUACUAUUUAAAUCCUUUUGUAGGUACAUAUUUAACAUAUAAAUGUUUCAUAAAAGAAUUUUGUAUCAAAACAUACUUGAAAGAAAAACUUGUUGUUUUGAGAGAUAAAUCAACCCUUAAAUGUAUGUUAUACACUAUCUAUCACAAAACAAACUUGCAUCGAAAGAACAUUGUCUGAACUUUCAUUAUAGUAAUGAUGGCAUGUAAUAUCUUUGAUAUCACUUUUAUUGCGUGGCACCUACAGAUCAAACUAUUUUUCACUCAUGAGCACCAGAGUAUGAGAACCAGAGUAUGAGAAUGUUCAACAUGAAAUAAAAGCAUAGAGAGUACAGUACAGUGGAGGCAAAAUAGUGAUAUAAAUAUGCAGUAUUUGAUUGAUCUGUUCUAGAAAUAUAAAGCAUUGCUCAAUUUGUUCGUAUCAUAAAAGUCAUAUAUUAUAGCUGGUCGAAGAUUGAUAUAAACAGAUAGGCAAGUUUUCAACAGAUGUAAAUACAGCUGUGACAAAUAGAGUUUGGUGACUAUAUAUCAAAGUGCACUUAAAUAAAAUUCAAGAACGAUAAUUCCAGCAUAAAUCUUUUAUUGCGGUGUUCAUCGCUUUUUACAACGUUUAAACAAGCUGUGCAGAGCAUGUAUAUUCAAUAUAACCAUAAAUAUCAUUACAAAAGAUGAUAACAUGCAGUUUUUGUAGAUUUCGAAUAAUUAUUUUGAUUACAUACCUAUAUAAAUUCUGUUAAAAAUCGGCUUAUAUUACACAAUAAAAUAUGAACAGGCAGAAAUAAAUCCGUAUUGUACCUUUUAAAUUCCGUAUUCCACCUUUUGUAUUGUAUAGUGCCGGACUACAUUCAUAGAUAUGCAUAACCUGACGCAGUUUUAUUAAUAGCGCACAUAAAAACCUCUUUUAGUUCCAUUUAAUAUCGAUAAACAUUGCAAAUUUCGUUCAAUAACAAAACAACAAACAAAAAGGUAGAGGUAUAUAAUAAAAGGGUCAUUAUAACAGUAGCUAGAUCUGGGGCCGUAUUCAUAAAGCAUCUUAAGUAUAAGUUUUGACUUAAGUUGAAAAAUUUACUUAAGUUUGUGGUGAUUUUAGCUUAAGUCUAAGUAAAAAACUUAAGUCCUAUUCAUAAAACAGCUUAAACUUAAGAUACGUAAGAAAUGACUUAAGUCAGAAAACAAAAUGGCGUCGUGAGUACGAUUAAAGUGUUGUUUUCAGAUAAAAGCACUUUAAGCAUAAUUGUGCAUGUUGUAUCUGUCUGAAAUUAAUGUUGUUUUUUUAAUGUUUUCGUCCACAAUAAAAGCCAAUAAUUACUUAUUGAGUUGUUUUAUGAAUAACAAAUAUACUUAAGUAAAAUUGUGGUGUAACAGGGUCUAAAGUUCACUAUUCUAACUACAACAACAACAACAAUUCUCUAUAAUAACUACUAUUUAAUAUUGUACUAAAUUCUAAGAUAAUAUAUACAUCAAUGUCUUUCUUCAUAAUUCACUAACAUAGUUCACUAACAUUUCCUCAGUUAUUAACAGAACUUCUAUUCUUCGACAUAAUAACUUCAACGUUAAUUGCCUCGGUCCGUAUCUAACUUAUUCAUUUUUGCGCGUAUCGGACAUACGCAUCUAACCUAACUGAGUACCAGAAGGAUACUGAAGUUUUGUCUCAAAACUUCUGCUUAUGAAAGAAAUGAUUCGUGACUUGAGUCAUGCAGCGUGAUCAAAAGACCGGGUGUUUAUAAUUACCCUGUCAUUUAUCCAGUUAGUCAGUUGUCAAAACAAUUAGUAAUUUUGAAACAUGCAUUGCUGGACAAUGCAUUAACUGGGCGAUAUAAUGUAACCUGUCAUUUAAUGCACAUAACUAAUUUCUAGACCGUAAAGCUAAGUGUGAAAAGGAAUGCGAAAUAUAUUCUUAAAGUACAUGACUUAUUAUUGACCGAAAAGCUGUCUGAAAAGAAUGCCUAAGAAGUAUUUGAUAUAAUGGAUUCUUUAAACCAUUAUAUCACACUCGCCCCUUUCUUGUGAGUUUUUCUUUUAAUUAUCUAUAAGAGAAUAAAAAUAAAAACAAAAACAAAAAUUAACGAGGGGUAAGUGCCAGAAGGUGCUAUGUACCACAUUUAACGAUUUUCACUUUUUGGCAUUUUCAGGUAAAGCUUUUCAAGGCGCACAUUUUGCACAAAUCUGCGUCAUUAUAUCUUAAUUAUUUCUUAAUUAAUUCAAUCAAGAUCAAACCAGUCAUGUCAGGAUCUCCAUUAAUGAGUUAUGCCAAAAACAGCUUUCAUUACAUAGCAUGUUACCAAUGUAAGUUUAGCUUAUUUGAAAUUUACCAAAACAUUCUAUACACUUAUAGCUGCUCUUGGCAGGCUGCAUUUUAAGUUUUUAGAAGGUUAAAAAAAUUUCCAAAACAUGAUAUGUGAAGAUAGCUCGUUUUAGUAGAGCAGUUUACUACAUGUAACAAAUUAACCCAUCUUUGCCAUUACAGGCUAUAUAAAGAUGGAACCUAAAUCUUACUAAUAAAAUACAAUAGUGCAACAGCCAUAUUAUGCUAUUUCAAGAUAGAAGAUUCUGGUUGAUGCCCCGGUAGUAAGAUCGUAUGUCAUUUGCGUAUCAAGAAGCAGACAUUCCAUAAUAGGUUGUUUAGGCGGUGUCAAUUUCCACUGUUGUUUCAAUAAUUAGGUGUUGAUAACAGGCUAUUAAAUUUAAAGUGUGUGGCAGAUUUUGUAUUUUGCACUGGAAUGUUGAACAUUAUGGUCUAGGAAUUUCUUCUGUCUGAAUGUUUUAGUAAAAAAAGGUGGAAGUUA